AGGAACCAUGUCAACCUCAAGCUUCGAUUCUAAAAGUGACUUAAUAAUGGCCUACAUUUUGCGAUGGUGUGAGAAAGUAUAUUAAUAUAUAUGUGUGUAUAUAUAUAUAAUAGAAGUAAAAAAAAAUUCAAAUUUCGAGAAAAAUAUGUCUGAGAGGGAUGGAAUUGAAGACUUGAAGGCAAGAAUCGCCUAUUUUUCCCGCCGGGAACUCAGUAAGCAUCAAGCAUGGACUUGGAAUUUCCGUAGCAAGGACAAGGAAGGUUUUCAGCGGCACCCGCUCUUUCAUUUUCCGGCCUCAGACGGUGAGGGCAUCGUCGUCGCUGACUCCAACAGCCAUUGCUCGCAUCCCAUGGUCCAGAAUUAUCCCCUAGGACCCAUCGACAGCGAGCUUAAACACAGUAAUAGAUGCAAGAAGAGAACUUUAAAGAAGAGUGUGGCAUUAGAUAAUUCUGAAUCACCAUCUUCGUCAUCAAGUCGUUAUUUUUCUUCUGCGGUUUCAUCGCAAAGGGGUUUGCGGUUGCAUGUCAACGGCGAAACCCUAGAGUCCUGGUUCGCCGCAAUAGGGGCGAUGUGGCUGCGAUCGGGUUUCCUCUUGGAAUGUCUUUUGCGGCUGUUAUUGCUCAGAAGAGAUAGAGCUGCUGAAAGGAUGUCUCCAGAACAUCUUUCAUUGAUGUGCACAUCUGCUGUCAGAGAAUCUUUAGCCAAUGUUUUUGGAGACAAGCUGGAUGGUCUAACAAGGAACUUCGAACAAUCAUUUGAUAGCACUCUGAAUACUCUUAGAUUAAUUUAUGAAUCAACUACGGGCAAGAAAGGAAGUGAAUUUGAUACUUCAAGGAGAGAAAUUCUAAACUCUGAAUUGACUCUUGACAAAGGAGAUUGCAAAAGGGAUGUUGUCCAAGAAGAUGCUUGUUCCGAGUCAAUCAUGCAUGUUGGAAUCCGAGAUCAAUCAAAUAGUAGUGAAGAGGUCAAGGCGGGCAUUCCUAUGGAUUUAGUUAGUCGUAGUCUAAUUGUGCCUGAACAAUUAAACCAAGUGGCACGUUUUCCUCCAAUUUCCUCAGGGUCGAUAAUAAAUAAUUCCAAUAUUAGUUCUUUUGAGAAAUCUGUUAUGGAACAAAGUCGUUCCAAUGACCUCAAGGCAGUGGAACUUGGCCUUAUGAUGAAAAAAUUGAAACUAAAAGAGACACAAUUGGUCCUUGGCUCAGAUUUAAAUCAUCUAGAGAGAUCAAAGCUUGCUAUGGGAAUAUCAAAAGCAGCUUUUAAAGCUGAAAAGUUUAAGAAUCAGGUAGAAGAUCAGAGACAUGGUGAGCUAAAUAAGAAGUGCAUUGACUGUCUUAUUGCAGGUCUGCUUGUUAUGUCAUUGUCACUUUUGUAUGGUGCUUAUGUUUAUUCCUAUCAACGGAUUGCCGAAGCUACUGCAUCAUGUACACCUUUAAUUGAGGAAUCACACUCCUGGUGGACUCCCAAGUCAGUGUCCUCUUUCAAUUCGAAGUUGAAUAUUUUGUGGUGUCAAGUUCAAGUCUUGAGUAGAAUGGCAUUUGGUUUCUUAAUGAUCUAUGCUGUUGCAUAUUUGCUCAUCUGGCGGUCAACAACAUCGACAACACAGACAAUGCCAGUAACUUUCAUCCUGUUGUUGUUAGGAGUUGUUUGUGGCUAUUUUGGCAAGCUGUGUGUGGACACAUUGGGAGGGAAUGGUUAUACCUGGCUCUUGUACUGGGAGAUUUUAUGCUUGCUCCAUUUCUUGUCCAUUGUUUGCACGUCAGCUUUGUUCCAGAUCCUCAAUGGACCUGUCACUGCACCACAAACAACGAAGGGCAAUACAAAAUUUCCUUAUUGGAUCCGAAGAUGUCUGUUCUACUCUUCUUUGCUGGUAUUUCUGCCACUAUUUUGUGGUCUCUUGCCUUUCGCUGGCUUUGCUCUUUGGAAAGAUCAUUUUUUGUUAAAGAUGACUAAGUAUUUAACAGAUUCUAGUUAGUAAAGAGCUAGUUCUUUCUCGUAUGGGCAUGUUUUUGCCUGAUUCGGAGCUGAAUAGAUGGUAGUGAGUCAAGCGGACAUGUCUUUGAUCAAGGCUGUGAUAUUAGUGCAUGUAUUGCUAUUUUUUUUCUUUGGAGUGUCGUGUAUAAGUUUAAAGAAGUCCUCUUCUGAGCAACAGUUCAUAGUGGUGAUAAAUUAAUUUAUUUAUUUGUCGAAUGUUCUAAGAGAAAGGCUGUAAUGUAAAAUUCAGUGAGAUGGUUUCUGAAUUUUAUUAUGAAAAUCAUCGCUUGUGUCA
Prosopis cineraria is the source of this 2266-nucleotide messenger RNA. RefSeq names its product protein CPR-5. NCBI's taxonomy places the organism in Eukaryota, Viridiplantae, Streptophyta, Magnoliopsida, Fabales, Fabaceae. The record is from RefSeq and is a predicted model, not a curated record. Gene Ontology annotation, biological process: defense response; trichome morphogenesis; leaf senescence. Bases 146 to 1972 code for a protein of 608 amino acids. The transcript is spliced from 6 exons.